UUACGGUGAUAUUAUAUGGCGUAGUGAGACCUGCAUUAGUGUUUAAGGGCUUACAGUAAACUUUUAUAUAAAUAUAGAUAAACUAUUUUGUUAAUUGUUUACAUUUAAACAUUAGUUGCGGUAUACCUUAAAAAUCUGUGUUUCAUUGUUUUAUAUUGAAUUUUUUAUGGCAUAUUGGUGAAACAAAUUAAACUUUCUGCAGACGGAUAUGAUAACCGGCUAAAUCGAAAUAAUUCGGAUGGAUAACAACGAACUAAAAAAUCCAGCGGAUUUAUUCGCUACAGAGCCACCGAUGUUUGUCAAGGGUUUCUGCCACGAUUUAGACGGAUUUGGCCAAGACACGGGUCAGUCAGUGAUGGGUGAUAUUCGGAAACCGGGUCAUAUUUUUGCGUCUGGUUCUAAUGCGGAUGACGAUGAAGUCACUUCGAAGUUAAAUGCUUCACACGGACCUUAUAUUGAUAAACGAAAGGGCGACUUUCUUAUGUUGGAUAUUUUAAACAAAAGCAACCAGAACAAUUGCGGAUGCGACGACGAUUCCAACGCCGGUGAGACGGACACGGAAAUGGAGAGUUUUGGACAAUAUUAUGAGGAUAAUGAAAUCAGUGGUAAAAUCAAAGAAAGAAAACCAAAGAGCGAGAAAGUAGUCCGCCUGAAUAUUAAUGCGCGUGAGAGGCGCCGGAUGCACGAUCUGAACGACGCUUUGGAUGAGCUGCGUUCUGUCAUACCGUACGCCCAUAGUCCCUCGGUACGGAAGCUAUCGAAGAUAGCAACCCUUUUACUGGCAAAGAAUUACAUAAUGAUGCAAGCGAACGCAUUGGACGAGAUGCGUAGAGUUAUUGGCUAUAUGAACGCUUCAAUGCCGGCUGUGACGCCAUCUAGCGCAAGCUUCGACUCUUUUACGGCGUUCAGACGUUACCCGGUCGAGCUCACGGAAGUGGAUGCAUACGACGAGGUGUUUAGCUCUCACCAACGUCGUGGGGACCGUGAUGCAUCGGGAGGUAGCAAGAAAACUGCUGAUGGCGGACAGACACCUGACCAUUUGAUGUCCGGGUCACAGUUGCCAAGUGCAACUCUGUAUCGUAAAUAGAGUGCUGUCUUUUGGUGCAAUGCGGGGGAACAAACUUGGUUAAUUCAUUAGUUCGAUAUGUUCACACGAGACAGAAUUCAACCAUUGACAGUGAACUUGUUCGUCCAGUUCAUAGUCUCCUAAUGUAUAUUGUCAAGUAUAAAAUAAACUUGGAACUUGCAUUAAACGCUUUUACUUAAUGCUUAGGGAUAAAUUAUGGAAAUGUAUUCAUUUGGAGGAUUAUGCCGUAAUACAUAAAUAUUUAAAAUGCAGUAACCUCUUAAUAAAUUAAUACUAAACAAUAUUCGUCAAUAAAGUAAUUAUAUAUCAAACCUAUUAAGUAUAGUUAAUUAAUUUUCUGAUUUAUUUAGCCUUCAUAGGCCAAACUACAAGCGAGUUUUUCCCCAGCGUGAAAAAACUUCACGUAUUUACACCAAAAGCAAACCAAUUUCAUUUAUUAUGUAUAUUUGUAUGAAAAUUCGAUUGAAAGAAUGAUUUAAUUGUUUGCAUCAGUGUUUUUAAUUUUAUUUCGCAGGUUUAUUUUUUAUUAUACACAAAAAUAGUUCCCUUUGCUUCUAUUUUUUUUUAAACGCGUGAGCGGCAGUUGAGUUUCAAUGACAUUAAUUUGAACUAUUUAAUGCCGAUUGUGCAAUA
This is a messenger RNA of Dreissena polymorpha, 1720 nucleotides long. RefSeq lists its product as uncharacterized. The transcript has 2 exons. Bases 239 to 1087 code for a protein of 282 amino acids. The record is from RefSeq and is a predicted model, not a curated record. NCBI's taxonomy places the organism in Eukaryota, Metazoa, Mollusca, Bivalvia, Myida, Dreissenidae. Gene Ontology annotation, molecular function: protein dimerization activity.